CCUGCGGGCUGGCGGGCGGGGAACGCGCGGGCCGCUCCUCAUCCCCUCCCGCGCCGCUUCCGCUGCGGGUGGGCUGCGCGCCCCCGGGAAGACCGGCCCUUGCAUAACCGGCCCGAAAGAGGAAGCACAGAAAGGGCUGAAGUAAACGCUUAGGAAGACCGUUGCAAAAUAAAUCGGGCUUUCCAGUUUGUGGAACCAUCAUCGGGCCCCAAUCCCGUAGCCACUCAUAUAUCGAGGCGACAAAAAAGGGUCCAUUCGCGAGGGACGCUCCUGCGAGAACGGGGCGCGCGGCGCAGGCGCCCCUCUUGCACCUCGAUGCAAAGCAGCGCGGCGAGAGCCACACGUCUGCGCGCUGCGUGGAAGGGCAGGGCUGACACCACUUCCUCCCCGAGGCCGUGGACCUGAGCCCGGGUGGAGCCGAGUGCACGGCGUCGCCUUCCCCGCUGGCGCCCCGACGCCGACCCGCGCCCCGCCAAGUGCCCGCCAAGUGCCCUCCAAGUGCCCGCCAAGGCCCUGCAGAUCCGUCAAGAUGGGUGAGUCAAAUGAAGAUAUAGACCAAAUGUUCAGCCAUUUGCUGGGAGAGAUGGAUCUUCUGACCAAGAGUUUAGGAGUCGACACUCUUCCUCCUCCAGACCCUAAACCGCCGAGAGCUGAAUUUAACUUUAGUGUGGGGUUUAAGGAUUUAAAUGAGUCCUUAAAUGCACUGGAAGACCAAGAUUUAGAUGCUCUCAUGGCAGAUCUGGUAGCUGACAUAAGUGAAGCUGAGCAGAGGACAAUCCAGGCACAGAGAGAGUCUUCUCAGGAUCAGCUUCAUUCGGCAUCUCUGGAAAAAUCAAAUUUCAGUGGUGCAGCCUCUCUUGGUUAUGGAGCAGAUAUGGCUGUAACGAGUACUAGCCAAUAUGGGGACGAGUUACCGCCUCCACCAGCUGAUCCCAUGUUAGACCUGCCUCUGCCACCACCGCCUCCUGAACCUCUCUCUCAGGAAGAGCAAGAAGCAGCAGCCAAGGCUGAUAAAAUUAAGCUAGCGCUGGAAAAACUGAAGGAGGCCAAGGUUAAGAAGCUUGUUGUGAAGGUGCACAUGAAUGAUAACAGCACGAAGUCACUGAUGGUGGAUGAGCGGCAGUUGGCUCGAGACAUUCUAGACAACCUUUUUGAGAAAACCCAUUGUGACUGCAACAUAGACUGGUGUCUUUAUGAAAUAUACCCAGAACUGCAAAUCGAAAGGUUUUUUGAAGACCAUGAAAAUGUUGUUGAAGUCUUAUCAGACUGGACAAGAGACACAGAAAAUAAAGUGGUAUUUUUGGAGAAAGAGGAAAAAUAUGCUGUAUUUAAAAACCCCCAGAAUUUUUACUUGGAUAACAAAGGAAAAAAAGAAAGCAAGGAAACAAAUGGGAAAAUGAAUGCCAAGAACAAAGAAUCCUUACUUGAGGAAAGUUUCUGUGGAACAUCCAUCAUUGUACCAGAACUUGAAGGAGCUCUUUAUUUGAAAGAAGAUGGCAAGAAAUCCUGGAAAAAGCGCUAUUUUCUUCUACGGGCUUCUGGAAUUUAUUAUGUACCCAAAGGAAAGACGAAGACCUCUCGAGAUCUGGCAUGUUUUAUACAGUUUGAAAAUGUCAACAUUUACUAUGGGACUCAGUGUAAAAUGAGAUAUAAAGCACCCACUGAUUACUGCUUUGUUUUGAAGCAUCCCCAAAUUCAGAAGGAGUCCCAGUAUAUCAAAUAUCUUUGCUGUGACGACGCAAGAACUCUAAAUCAGUGGGUUACCGGAAUAAGGAUUGCCAAGUAUGGAAAGACCCUCUAUGAUAACUAUCAGCGGGCCAUGGCAAGGGCUGGGCUCGCCUCCCGGUGGACAAACAUGGGCACUGGCAACGCAGCUACACUGGCCCCGCCUUCCACAGGACUUAAAACAGGUACCACCCAGGCCAAUGGUCAGAUUCCCCAGGCUGCACAUUCUGUGAGCACUGUUCUCAACGAAGCAGACAGACAAGUUGACACGCCUAAGGACAAGAAGCCAGCCCUUAGUAACCACGACCCAGGAACGCCCAGGGCCCAGCACCUCCCGAAGUCCAGCCUGCCCCCGCCGCCUCCGGUGCGACGGUCCUCAGACACCAGCAGCAGCCCGGUGAUGCCCGCCAAGGGCGCGGCCGGCGGCCUCCCGCCCCUGCUCGACGACUCCCUGCCGCCGCCCCCGCCGCCGCCGCCCCUGGAGGACGACGAGCUCCCCCCGCCGCCCCCCGAUUUUGACGAAGCGCCCCCGAACUUCGUGCCUCCCCCGCCGCCGUGGGAUGCGGGGGCUUCCUUGCCGCCGCCGCCGCCGCCCCCGCCCGCCUUCGCCCCCGAAGCCACGAAGCCGUCCCCCGUUGUCGCCAAAAGGCCUCCGGUUCCCCCAAAGAGGCAGGAGAACCCAGCGCCGGCCAGCGGGGGAGGGGGCGGCGAGCAGGAUUUCAUGUCGGAUCUGAUGAAAGCUCUGCAGAAAAAGAGGGGCAACGUGGCCUAGGGAACGGGCGCGCGCCCCUCUAACCUCAAGUGCGUCUCCGCGGCUCUAUUUUCGUGGCGUCUUGUUCAUUCUCGGUAAAAUAUUGAAGUGUUCAGACUAGAAAUGAUGCAAAACGGCUCACUGUUGCUGCAGUACAUUCAUAGCCAUUAACCUAGCGCCGAAUUUAGAAUAUUUGCCUAAACGGACAUAUCUUUCCUAUGUAUUUCCUCUUAAUGGAAUUUAUCUUUCCUCCCAAGUUAACUAAAAUGAUGUAUGUUCAUUUUAUGAUGUUCAGAAGCAUCAAAUUAAUAAAAGUCAAAAAAAUUUCCUGAAGACGGUAUUUUUAGAAAUAGCGGUGUAUGUAGUGUGAUGUCAACACUAUUUCAUAAUAUACUUGACGUUUUAAAAAUAGGUUUCAAAAUCCAACGACGUCUAAAGUCUUGUUGAUCUUGACAUAGUUUCCAUUUCCACCUCCACGACCUUCACAAUUUUCAGAAAAAUCAAGAGAGGAAAAAGAAAAAAACAGGAGAGGCAGAGGGAAUUCAGUUUUUUUGAAAAUGGUCGCUCCAUUGGUUGAGGUCCUGGACACAACGCUGCUCUGUUUUUGCUUUUCUAAAGGUUGAAUAACAUAGUAAUUGGGGGGGAAAGUUAUUUAGAUAGUUUUUGGAGUCUCUGCUAUUUUACUGCUCUAAGUAUGCUAUAAAUAAAAAGUCAGAGAUAGGAAAAGGCAAUUGUACAUAUUCUUCAACCUGCAAUGUUUUCCCUCAGAUAAAUUUAAUGCUCAAUUUUAAUAAUCAAUUUACCUUAAUUUCCUGUUACCCUUCUCUCUUCUCUUUCUAGUUGGCUUCUGAGAGUCCUUUUAGAUUUUCUUAGUUUUAUUUCCAUAGUUUUUUCUUCUUUUUAAUUGUAAAACACUUCAAAAUCUUCUUAAAGUGGGUAGAAAAUAAAUAACUAAUGCAUUAUUUUCUGCUUAAAGAAGAUGAUUAAUCUGAUAUUUUAAUAUUUGGAAAAAAGUAAGCCCUAAAUUGACAUUUAAAACAAAAAAGUCGAUUCAGAUUUUAAAACCAAAAUAUUUAGUAACUAAAACUGGUAAGGUGCUCUAAAUUUUUCCUAAGCGUGUGCCUAAAAUAGGAUAGAAGGUAAAUGAUUUAUAUUCAAUCUCUCAUGCAUAGGAACUCUUUCCCAUUUGUUUGUGUUUUAUGAUGUUCUUUGAUGUCGGAUGCAGUAAAAACAUAGCUUUUCUGAGACCUGACCGAAGCCUGGUCGUUAUGCGGAACUCUGGGACAACACAGGAAAGGUGUUAAUGGCAUAAUUUUGUUAGAGACUGAUUUGGACAUUUAGGGCUGAGGAGGAGAGGUAAAACAAAGGGGCCACACGAGGUUGUCCAGGUUGCUCUAACCUGACCUCUGAUAGUGAACCAAUCAUAUAGGGUUCAGGACAAAAGAUCCCUCACAAGGAUUAUCUGGAUCUUACUUACCUUGAUCAAAAUUACCACUUGAUUUGCAGAUCAGGAAAUGCAUUAAGUACUUGAGAAGAAUAAUUUAGAACCCAGUACCACUAUAAUCCAAAUAGUGGUAUAGCCAACCCUUGGCUGAGUUUAUUUCUGCGUAUAAAACCUUAAUGGCACUUCCUGGCCCUAUGUAGAGAAGGAAGCUACCGAAGAAAAUUAACUGAUUUUGUGGUCAGAAUACUGAUACCAUUUUAGUGUGGAGCAAAGGGUUGAAUGCACUUUGUUUCCAUUCCUUGUUUGCCUAUGUGAUGGGUCCAAUUUGAUCUCUCUUGUACGAAUAUCCAAGAGGAAAUCCAGUAUUAAGGCCUCUUUGGUCAGGAAUCUUACAAAUCUGGGCUGCUUUUGCCUAAUCUUGGGGGGAGAGUUUGCUUUCAACAGGCCCAGGCACCAGAUCAGGAGCUCUGUGCAAUUUUCACUCAAGUGGCACAGAAUCUCCGUGUCUUGCAGAAAGGUCUUCACGCACACUGCCUAUACAUGAGCGACACUACUUACGUCAGCCCUGAAAAGGCUCCAGAAUUUGUUCUCCUUUUAUGAAAAGUUUAGUCACAAAUACAGAUGUGGGGGAAGUACAGACCCUGGGGAGGAGUCAGGGAGAAGGAGUAUGGGAUUAAGAUAGUAAUCCUAUAUUGUAAUUCAUAAAGACGACAAAAUUUCUUGCAUAAUGUUGCCAUCAGGGCAAAGACCCAGGUAACAGAAUAAUUGCAAUUAAAACCACAGGCUCUGAUCAAGUUUACAGAAAACAGCAUUUAACCUGCCACAUGACGGAAUCUGAUAGAAGAUUUUACAGCAGAUCUCAAAAGGGGAAAUGAACAUUUAAGCUUCCACUAUGUGUUUUACAUAUUUUAUUUGAUCAUAGGAACAAUGGCUGUUAUGAUACUGAAAUUAUCAAAUUCAAUGAUAAUCGAGCCUUUAACAUUUGUUGAGACUUCUUUUAUGGCUUGUUUCAUGGUCGGUUUUUAUAAACGACCCAUGUAUGCUUGUGUACAAUGUACUAUACUUGUUUAGAACAAGCUUGCUAAGCACGUUGCUCAAAUCUUCCAUAGUCUAAUAUCUAAUAUCUAGUCUGCUUGAGUCAUCAGUUAUUAAGAAGGAUGUGUUAAAAUCUCUUUCGAGGGGCCAGCCCAGUGGCAUGGUGGUUAAGUAUGGCCGUUCCACUUCGGCAGCCCCGGUUUGCGGGUUCAG
Equus quagga is the source of this 5168-nucleotide messenger RNA. It is a transcript of the gene APBB1IP, whose product is annotated as amyloid beta precursor protein binding family B member 1 interacting protein. The coding region runs from base 530 to 2497 and encodes 655 amino acids. The record is from RefSeq and is a predicted model, not a curated record. Gene Ontology annotation, biological process: signal transduction. Gene Ontology annotation, cellular component: cytosol; plasma membrane. NCBI's taxonomy places the organism in Eukaryota, Metazoa, Chordata, Mammalia, Perissodactyla, Equidae. The transcript is spliced from 15 exons.